This is a messenger RNA of Cordyceps militaris CM01, 1665 nucleotides long. RefSeq names its product Cyclin-like F-box. Lineage: Eukaryota; Fungi; Ascomycota; Sordariomycetes; Hypocreales; Cordycipitaceae. Gene Ontology annotation, molecular function: protein binding. The record is from RefSeq and is a predicted model, not a curated record. The transcript has a single exon. The coding region runs from base 1 to 1665 and encodes 554 amino acids.
AUGGCCGAAUCGCAGACUCCGGCGCGCUCCGUCGCCAUGGACCCUCCACACAUUACAGAGUUCGCCUCGAAGCGCUACUUUGAGAAGCUAAACCAGCUCAACACGCAACCCGGUACGGCAGAGUCAUCAUCAGCGACCACGCCAAAUGUGUCCACAUCGACGGCGCUUCCUUUGUCGACCUUUAUUCUGCCUCUCCGCGAAACUAAGACUGCCGACGCCCAGUCCAAGCCUCUAGAGCCGAAGAAGGAUAAGAGCCGUUUCUUCAGCAUCAGACAGCGAGUCUCUCUACGACACUCUAAGACUAUUGUCCCCACAGUCCCUGCUGCCAUUGCUACCAUCGUACCAGAGACUCUCGUCGCUCCUCAUCCCGCUGCCGCUGUCGACCCCAUCACCCGAGCCAUUCCAUUCGAUCAGCUGUUCCUCGCCCUGCCCAGCGAACUACAGAUCCUAAUCAUCUCGUCCCUCCCUCUGACAGAUAUCCUCAAUCUCCGCUUGACCUCGAAGGCGUGGCACACCCUCAUCACCCUCAACGAAGGCCCCAUCGUCCGAUACCACGUCGAAAACCACAUCCCGGCUUACGCUCUCCGCUUAUACCCCAUUAAUAAUGCCGCCGACUACAACUUCCACUCUCUGUGCAGCAUAUGGCAUCGUCUACAUGUUGCCGCCAAACUGGCCUAUCUCAUGUGUGACUGGAUUACCAAGGACAUAUUCCUGCAGCAGACUGAAGCGCAACGGAGAGCGUUCGCGCCACAACACGAGAUCAUGCGACGCCGACUUAUUCCUUUAUUGUUCACCAUUUUUCACUUCUUCGAAACAUAUCGCAAACUGCACCUCGAACAUAUUCACAACAAUAACGGUCAUGGGCUGCAACGCGAACCAUAUACGCUCAAUCCCAUUGAGAAGAAGGUGAUGGAUAUGUACGACGACCAAACACUUUUGAGAGUACAUGAGGUAUUUCCCCUCGUAAUAUCAUCCUUCUGCCGUCGUUUGCGACCUCCAACAUAUGUCGGUCGCGUCGAGAGAUCACUCCGAGGUUACCUGCGUGAGAAGCCGGCUGACGAGGUGCACGUUGCUAUUCUGUGCUUGGGUGGCCUGCGACAGGUUGAACGGUUGUGGGAAAUCAAGGGAUACAACAGUCGACGAGCAGCGGUGGAUGUUUGGUACGGCGCCCUCACAAAGGAGCCCAUCACUGAGCCCCAAACCAAAGCUCGUCUCGCCGGGUUGCGAGGGUUUGGCCGGAAAAAGUCGACGAGCGGUGAGCGUCCCAUGCAUCGCUCAUCGUUUAGCGAAUCUCUCCAUAGAGUGCGCAGUCCGUCUGGGUCCAUGGAUGCCACCAACUCGGGCUAUUUUGACCCUAACUGGGUCUUUCACACCAGCUUGUCCGCCGACGCACCCAUGGCGCCUCUGGAUUCUGAGCGGGCUCACACACUCCUCCACGACCUGCCUGUACUGCAGCAAAUCUGGCUCACGACGGCCGAGGCCCUUAUUCUGGAACGUAAGAUUGUGUCGCGCACGCAAGACAUUAAGCGCAACCAGCAAGUCAUGCUCGACCUGAUUCGCCAGGACGGCAUGAGGGAGGAAGACGAGUGGUGGUAUGGACGACACAAUCCAGAAUCUGUCCGACCACCACCUGGCGCUGGUGCUGCCGAGGAUGACGCGGACUAG